This is a messenger RNA of Cannabis sativa, 2648 nucleotides long. RefSeq names its product probable amidase At4g34880. The transcript has 7 exons. Lineage: Eukaryota; Viridiplantae; Streptophyta; Magnoliopsida; Rosales; Cannabaceae. Bases 963 to 2561 code for a protein of 532 amino acids. The record is from RefSeq and is a predicted model, not a curated record.
CCUUUUACUCUCUCUCUCUAUCUUUUCGUCUUCUUCUUGGCACACCUGUUCAUCUUGCUUCUUCAACCUAUCGCCUCCUCCUCCUUCUUCAUCUUCGUCUUCUUGCUUCUAGCCCCAAAGCCUUGAAAUCGAAACCCCCUGCCUUCUCCCUCUCGCCUGGUUCUUCUUCUUCGCACACCCGUGUUCUUCUUCUUCUUCGUUUGGAUUUCUGGACCCCGUGUUCUUCUUCUUCUAUGUCGAUACCCGUGUUCUUCUUCUUUUUCGUCUGGAUUUCUGGACCCCAUCAAGUCGCACACCCAGAUCUGCUCAGGAACCAUGUAUGGGGUCAUUGUUCUUCUCCCUCAUCGGCGUCGGCCUGCGAACACUCCUCACCAACGCCUUCUUCCUCCUCACCAUCGGAGCAGCUCUAUUUCACCACAGUGCAUCCUCCUUUUCCUCUCUUCUCGACAACUUGUGAAUCAGAGGCUUGACCAUGAAAAUACAAUGUGUGAUAAAUGCAGAGAUUUAGUUGGUGAUUGCAUACAAAUAUUUGUGACCACGGCAGUUGGUGUGUAUCUUGACAUCAAGACCAUCGAUAUCAAUACCUAUGAUGAACUCUUUUCUGGGUUUACCAACCCCAAGCAUGAAAUGAAAGUGAAAGAAAUAAUGUUUGUAUCUGUCUGCAAUGGUGCGGUUGAGACUCUAGUGAGAAUAUCUCAUCAGCGUCCCACUUUCAAGGAGAAACAUUUGGCUAUUAUUUAAACAAUGAAAAAGAAAUAAAUGUUAAAAAAUAAAAAUUAAUUAUAUUUACUUUUUUAUUAUUUUUUUUAUAAUUUUUAAACAUUUAAAUAAUAAAUAAAAAAAAUUAAUGACAUGGACUAAUGAACGAGUGACACGUGGAUCGUUACCUGGCACUUAACAAUGAGGCACCUUGUUACCCUAUACGAGGACUUGAUGACUGAAAAGAACACAACAACGUUACAAUGGCGGUAAAGAAACCAGCUUCUCCUCUCUGUCUCCCGUUCAUCACUUGUCUAAUCGUUAUCAUCAGUCACACUAACGGCCAGGAUUUCACAUUCCACGAAGCAACAAUCGAAGAUAUCCAAAAAGCCUUCGCCGAGAAUAGGCUCACAUCGAGAAAGCUAGUGGAAUUCUAUUUGAGCCAAAUCGAAACCCUAAACAUCAUUCUUCGCAGUGUCGUAGAGGUCAACCCGGAGGCUCUAGAUCUAGCGGAUGAAGCUGAUCGCCGAAGAGAAAACGAUCUGGACCAUUCGUCUUUGGGUUUGCUGAAUGGCAUACCAGUACUGCUCAAGGACACUAUAGCCACUAAAGAUAAGCUGAACACUACGGCUGGGUCGUAUGCGCUGCUUGGAUCGGUGGUGGGUCGCGACGCCGGAGUGGUUGAGAGGCUGAGAGCUGCCGGAGCUAUCAUAUUAGGGAAAGCUAGUCUGUCAGAGUGGUACUCUUUCCGUGCUCUCGGUCACGUGCCCAAUGGCUGGUGUGCACGAGCUGGACAAGGCGUGAAUCCUUAUGUAGCAUCUGGGGACCCAUGUGGCUCAAGUAGUGGAUCAGCAAUUUCAGUAGCUUCAAACAUGGUUAGUGUGUCAAUUGGGAGCGAGACCCAUGGAUCAAUUCUCUGCCCAGCUGACCACAACUCCGUGGUAGGGUUCAAACCUACUGUUGGACUCACCAGCCGUGCUGGGGUCAUUCCUGUUUUGCCUCCCCAUGACACCGUUGGGACACUAAGCAGGACAGUUUCUGAUGCAGUUUAUGUACUUGAUGCUAUAGUGGGUUAUGAUCAAAGAGAUCAUGAAGCAACAAAAGAAGCUACUAAAUUCAUUCCUUUAGGUGGUUAUAAACAGUUUCUCAAACUAGAUGGGCUCAAUGGAAAGAUUCUUGGGGUCGUUAGGAAGCCAUUUGUGGACCCCAUAAAAAAUCCUUCACUGUCUGAAGCUUUUGAAAGUCAUUUGAACAUAUUAAGACAAGGGGGUGCAACUAUUGUGGACAAUCUUGAAAUAGAGAACAUAAAAACAGUGAUGAAUCCUGGUAAAAGUGGGGAGCUCACAUCAAUGUUGGCCGAGUUCAAGCUCGCCAUUAAUGACUAUUUAAAAGAACUUGUUGUUUCCCCAGUAAGGUCGCUUGCUGACAUUAUUGCCUUUAAUGAAGAACACCCUGAUUUGGAGAAGAUCAAAGAAUACGGUCAAGCCACUUUUAUUAAAUCAGAAAAGACAAAUGGAAUUGGUGACAAGGAAAUGAAGGCAGCUGAGUUGAUGCAAAAUCUCUCACGUGAUGGGUUUGAGAAACUAAUGAUAGAAAAUGAAUUGGAUGCUCUGGUAACACCUGGUACUGGAGCUAUUUCUGUAUUGGCCUUAGGUGGUUAUCCUGGAAUUACGGUACCAGCUGGUUACGAUGACAAAGGCAUGCCUUUUGGUCUCUGUUUUGGAGGGUUGAAAGGAACUGAAAGAAAGCUAAUUCAGGCUGCUUAUGCUUUUGAACAGGCGACAUUGAUCCGGAGGCCUCCAUUUCCCAGAUCAAAUCCGUUACCAUUAGUAGAAAAUGAAGGUCUUUUUAAAAGUUGGUAGUAGUGAUUGUUACCCUAUAUUUUUUUUUAUUAUUAAAAAAAACUACUCAUUCAAAUUUUAAUAUUUCAAAAGACUGUCUUUUUGUUA